AUGUGGUUUCGGCCUCGACAGCCAGACCUACAGGGUGUUCAAUCCAUCCAAAGGGGCCGUGGUCGAGAGCCGGAAUAUGACUUUCAUCGAAUCUCCACCCCGGUCAGUACCAUUCCAGCUUCCACUGAAGCAAACGGGUACGAGAGCGACGUGCUGAGCUUCACCUCCCUGCUGGACAGCCCCCACUCGACGAGCGACCUGGACUUCACGGCGCAGAACGAACUCCUUCGGCAAGAAGUCCGGAAGAUGCAGCAAGACAAUCUCGCUCGGGAGAAGCUUCGCCUAGAACUGGAUGAGAACGAGGGCGAACAUGGAAACGGGCAAGAUCUCAGCGACGGGGACGCCCCAUCAAGAGCUAGCACGCGCGGGAGGCUCACCAGCGACGAUCAGAUCGACGUGAACUUGCUUCUUGCCGAUCUGCAAGUCUCCAUGAACGACCGCGGUCGAGCCCAUGCUGCAACGGGCCGUGUGGAGUUAUCCGGCCUUUCCUUCACUCAGCUGGCUGAGAUAGCCGAUCAAGCCCAGCUCCCAUGCCCUGGCGAUACUGAGGAUUUCGCCCACGUGGCGGAAGACCCCUUCACGGUGCCGCUUGCUCACGCCUACGUCACGACCACUCAUGACCACCACGGGAUCUUGGAGAAGACGAAUCAAGCGAUCGAAAUCCCCAACAACUACGACGAAGCCAUGAGCUCUCCCCAGCGCGAAGAAUGGCAAGGAGCGUGCAGCAACGAAAUGCACAAUCUGCGGAAACACAACGUCUACAAUCUGGUGCCCCUCAGUAGCGUUCCCAAGGUUCUGGAACGCAACCCAGCGCAACUGAACAUGCCAGCAGCCAAGCACGUUCUGCGAUACCUGCGGGGUAAUCCAGUUGUUCCUAUCGUCCACAGGAGAGGACAGUUUCGGCUAGCGGCUUUUACGGAUUCAUCCAUCGGAGCAAACCCCGACAACGGAAGAUCUACCACGGGAUAUCUCUUCUUCCUGGCUGGAGGACUCAUCAGCUACGGUGCGAUUACUCAAACUCUAACCGCGCAAAGCACAGUCGAAGCCAAGACUCAAGCACUUAGCUACUCAGCCAGAGAGGCGGUCCAUAUAUCACAUUUUAUGACGGAACUCAACUUCAAGACCUUCGAAUCGGUUCCCAUCAACAGCGACAGCACUGGAGCGCUGACAGUAGUGGCCGGGAAUGCCAUGCACUCUCAACGAACGAAGCACAUGGCCCUGAGGUACUUUUUCAUCCGGGAGCUAGUACUGCGGGGACAAGUCACUCUUCACCGGCCCAGCGAGCACCAGUUGGCUGAUAUCGCGACCAAGCACCUACCAAAGCACCGAUUCGCCCCCAUCAUUCAACAGAUCAAGGACUUCUCGUGUUGA
Messenger RNA from Ectocarpus sp. CCAP 1310/34, 1371 nucleotides. The record is from the annotation of a GenBank genome assembly. Lineage: Eukaryota; Phaeophyceae; Ectocarpales; Ectocarpaceae.